AUGUCCAAUCCAGAACAAAUUAAACAUGUGAUUGAAAUUCGUUCAACAAAACCAUUUACAGAUCAAAAACCUGGUACAAGUGGAUUAAGAAAACCAACAAAAACAUUUAAAGAAAAUCAAUAUUUUGAAAAUUUUAUUCAAGCUUAUUUUGAUGAUUUAGCUGAAAGAUGUAAUGAUCAACCACCAACAUUAGUUGUUGGUGGUGAUGGAAGACAUUUUGUACGAGAAGGUACUAGAAUUAUUAUUCAAAUGGCUGCUGCCAAUAAUGUUAAAAAAUUAUUAAUUGCACGAGAUGGAAUUAUGUCAACACCAGCUGUUUCAUGUGUUAUUCGAAAGUAUGGUACCGAUGGUGGAAUUAUUCUUACUGCAAGUCAUAAUCCAGGUGGUAUCGAUCAUGAUUUUGGCGUUAAAUUUAAUAUUGCAAAUGGAGGUCCUGCACCGGAAGCAGUAACGAAUAGUGUUUAUGAUAAAUCUCGUGCAUUAACAAAUAUUCGUCUUUGUCCAACAUUAAUAAAUAUUGAUUUAUUAACACUUGGUAAACAUACAUAUAAUAUUGAAGGUCGUUCAACACCAUUUGAAAUUGAAAUAAUUGAUUCUGUUGAUGAUUAUGUUCAAUUAAUGAAAGAAAUAUUUGAUUUUAAUAAAAUUCGAAAUUUACUCAUUGGUGAACAUGAAAAAUUUCCAAUAAUGAUAAAUGCUUUAUCAGGUGUUAUGGGUCCAUAUGUUUUACGAAUAUUUCAUGAAGAAUUAAAUGCAAAAGAAGUUGUUACUGUUAAAAAUUGCCAAAAUUUAGAAGAUUUUGGUGGACAUCAUCCUGAUCCAAAUUUAACUUAUGCUCAUGAAUUAGUUGAAGAUAUGGAACAUGGAAAUUAUGAAUUUGGAGCUGCAUUUGAUGGAGAUGGAGAUCGUAAUAUGAUUUUAGGCAAACAUGGAUUUUUUGUUACACCUUGUGAUUCAUUAGCUGUUUUAGCUGCUAAUCUUCAUGUUAUUCCAUAUUUUCAAAAACAUGGUGUUCAUGGUUAUGCAAGAAGUAUGCCGACGUCUGGUGCAGUUGAUCGAGAAAAAGAUGGUAUGUGGUCAGUACUUGCAUGGUUAUCAGUAUUAGCUAAUAUUGAUCGAUCUGUUGAAAAAAUUUUACAUGCUCAUUGGAAUACAUAUGGACGAAACUUUUUUACACGUUAUGAUUAUGAAGAAAUCAAUGGUCCUGGUCCAUUUUCAAUGAUGAAACGACUUGAACAGAUGUGUAUGUCAAAUGAAUUAGUUAAUAAAACAUUUAAUACACCAUAUGGAAAUAAACAAUAUACAGUUAAAAUAAUGGAUGAUUUUCAUUAUCAAGAUCCAGUUGAUGGAAGUUAUACUGAAAAACAAGGCAUUAGAAUUAUAUUUACUGAUGGUUCAAGAUUAGUUUUUCGUCUAAGUGGAACAGGUUCACGUGGUGCUACUGUUCGUCUUUAUGUUGAUUCAUAUGAAAAUGAUCCUGCGACUUAUACUAAAGAUGCACAGGAAAUGCUUAAACCAUUAGUCUCGUUAGCACUUGAAAUCGCUCAAUUGACAGAAUUUACUGGACGUGACAAACCAACUGUAAUUACUUAA
Messenger RNA from Rotaria sp. Silwood1, 1593 nucleotides. NCBI's taxonomy places the organism in Eukaryota, Metazoa, Rotifera, Eurotatoria, Philodinida, Philodinidae. The record is from the annotation of a GenBank genome assembly.